This is a messenger RNA of Silurus meridionalis, 1295 nucleotides long. RefSeq names its product RAB20, member RAS oncogene family (gene rab20). Gene Ontology annotation, molecular function: GTPase activity; GTP binding. The record is from RefSeq and is a predicted model, not a curated record. Gene Ontology annotation, cellular component: endomembrane system. Gene Ontology annotation, biological process: intracellular protein transport. The coding region runs from base 257 to 985 and encodes 242 amino acids. NCBI's taxonomy places the organism in Eukaryota, Metazoa, Chordata, Actinopteri, Siluriformes, Siluridae. The transcript is spliced from 2 exons.
UGAACUUGAACUUCCUAAACAUGACCGCUCCAAGUUUAAUACCAUUCCACUAAAAGCGUUCUUUUUUUUACGAUCGUAAUCAUAUAUGUACCCUUGGAGUAAAAGCUCAACCAUGCCACGUGAGAAACAGACUCAAACACUCGUUUGGACUUUUUCCCCCCUAAGUGCGUUCAUUUUUGGGUUUUAACGGGAUAAAAAAAGUGGAUUAUGGCGUUCAGAGCUUGACCACAGCUGACUGUGUGCUGAUUUGGUGACCAUGGCCGAACCCACGAAGAAACUGAAAAAGCCUGAUGUGAAGAUUGUCCUGCUGGGUGACAUGAACGUGGGGAAGACAUCCCUGCUGCACAGGUACACCGAGAGGAAAUUCAAGGACACUGUGAGCACAGUUGGAGGGGCUUUCUUUCUCAAGCAGUGGGGACCCUACAAUAUCUCCAUAUGGGACACUGCAGGUCGGGAGCAGUUCCAUGGCCUUGGCUCUAUGUACUGUCGUAGUGCAGCUGCAGUCAUUCUCACCUAUGACACGACCAGUUGGCAAAGCUACGUAGAGCUGGAGGAGCGCUUCCUAUCCCUAACCGACACUGCCAACGCCGACUGCAUCUUUGCCAUAGUAGGCAACAAAGCCGACCUCACUGACUCUCAUGCACAGGCUUCGAAUCCGGAAGGAGAGGAGGGGACCGAACCUGCACGCUUGUCUUUUUCUUCCUCUUCCCUUCAACGCAAACAGGUGAACAAAGAGGACGCCAUGGCUCUGUAUAGGCGUGUCCUACAUUACAAGGGGCUGGAUGAGAAGGCCUGUCUACCCGCUGAAAGCAUGUGCUUUGAGACCAGUGCGAAAACUGGCUACAACGUGGAUGUAUUGUUUGAAACAAUUUUUGACCUUGUGGUGCCCUCAAUUCUGAAGAAGAGGAAUGAGGGCGAGAGCUCCACGGUCGACCUGGAAGCGCCGAGCACAGCUAAGAGGACUAAAGCUGGCUGCUGUGCUUAAGAAGGAGCACCAAGUACAGAAAUGUGGAUUUACUCUUUAAAACAAUAAAGGCACAGACAGUUGUUUACAUUUCAUGAUAAACUCUUGUAACUAUUUCUGUUAGAAAGCAAGACCAAAUUUCAAAAUAGUAAAUUUGUAAUGAUCAGUGUUGAGAGUUGUCAUUGAUGAUUUUGAAUUUUGUGUGAUAUGCUGUGAUUCCUGGUGCUUCCGCUUAUCCUAUUAACAAAACAAAACAUUGAACCAAAUGUGCAAAAAUAUAAACUAUGCAUUUAUUCAUUAAAAUAAAUAAACACGAUUGUAAGUUAGCAUA